ACGCCUACACACUUUCAUCCUGGCGGCAGAUAUAAAAGGGGGUCCUUGGGCGCCGAAGACCAUCACGAUUUGGAAACGCACACAAGGGGAACUUCCACUACGCCGCCGCCGCCGCCUUACUCUUCUUCCCCAACCAAGGAGCUCCGCGUCGGAAGGGCGAGCGCCAUGGCCAUGCUGAAGCUGUCCUCUUUCCUCGCCGUCUACGCCUUGGUGGCCUGCCAGAUGGAGAGCUACCAAGCCGUCCCGCUGAGACCCGGCUUAGAGCCCGUGACGGACCGGGGCGCGUUGGGCGACUACGAAGCGCGCCGGCUCCUCAACGCGCUGGUGAAGGAGUACGUGCAGAUGACGGCGGAGGAGCUGGAGCAGGCCAGCGAGGGGAACAGCCUGGACAGACCCAUUUCCAAGCGCUGUGCCAACCUGAGUACGUGCGUCCUGGGCAAACUGUCGCAGGAGCUCCACAAAAUGCAGACGUACCCGCGCACGGACGUCGGGGCAGGGACGCCUGGCAAGAAGAGGAAUGCCUUGACUGAGCUGGACACAGAACGCUUGGCAAACUACCAGGAGGCCCUCCUCGGAAGCAACUAGAGGGGCAAAGGCCUUCCCCUGCCCUCUCUUCCUCCCCCCCACCCUCUUGCCCUUGCUUUUUAAACAGCCCUCACCCACACCCUCCCACAACUUGAUGCAUGUGGAUCUAACCUUGGUUGCUAACUUUGCUCUGUUCUUUCGAAUCUCUUUUUAUUUUUUUUGGAAAAAGUGGAAUAAUUUCAAGUGUCCGUGAUGCGCACACACACAUAGCAGGAUAGUGAGCUAGGCUGUGAUUAGAGCAGGGCUAGGCAAACUUGGGCCCUCUAGGUGUUUUGGACUUGAACUCCCACCAUUCCUUAAACCUCAGCCACUUAAGAAUGUUAGAAUGUUGAGGCUGGCCAAUCAGAAACCACAUGCAAAUUAGGUCGAAAUAGCUCAUGCAUGGGCCUUCUAGGUGUUUUGGACUCCAACUCCCACCAUUCCUUAAGUCCCUGCUACUUAAAAAUGUUAGAAUGUUGAGGGCGGCCAAUCAGAAACCAUAUGCAAAUUAGUAGAAAUCAAGAUAGUUCAUGCAUGGGCGAACUUAGACCCUCCAGAUGUUUUGGACUUCAUCUCCCAUCAUUCCUAACAGCCUCAGGCUCUUUCUUUUUCCCCCUCAGAAAGGAAAGGGUCUGAGGCUGUGAGGGAUGGUGGGCGUUGGAGUUCAAAACACCUGGAGGGCCCAAGUUUGCCCAUACCUGAAUGAGAGGGAAAAGCACCUGCCAGAGUAAGCUGAAUAAGAACCAUUGCUUUGAAGUUUCUGACUAUUUUCCUGAGAUGUUUAUUUUCCAAUAAUAAUAAUAAUAAUAAUAAUAAUAAUAAUAAUGUUUUGAUUUCUGGCUACUUAAUGUAAUAAAUAAAUAAUAAAUGUUUCUUUCAUGCCUGACCAUACAACUGUUCAAUAAACCUAUUUUUCUAUAAGGAUUAGGUCUAUUUCUCCAAAUUAUUCGGUGAUUUUGAACAUGGGUUUCUACUGAUUUCUUUGACACAGCCCAUGCCCAAUGCUUGAAUCAACUGGUUUUUUU
This is a messenger RNA of Anolis sagrei ordinatus, 1589 nucleotides long. It is a transcript of the gene CALCB, whose product is annotated as calcitonin related polypeptide beta. Gene Ontology annotation, biological process: adenylate cyclase-activating G protein-coupled receptor signaling pathway; regulation of cytosolic calcium ion concentration. The record is from RefSeq and is a predicted model, not a curated record. NCBI's taxonomy places the organism in Eukaryota, Metazoa, Chordata, Lepidosauria, Squamata, Anolidae. Gene Ontology annotation, molecular function: calcitonin receptor binding; hormone activity. Gene Ontology annotation, cellular component: extracellular region.